Molecule: messenger RNA, 1097 nt
Organism: Bemisia tabaci
Lineage: Eukaryota; Metazoa; Arthropoda; Insecta; Hemiptera; Aleyrodidae
Source: RefSeq, a predicted model, not a curated record
CGCGCGCCCAAGGGAUGGUUUUCAGCCCUACUCCUGGGAUCCAAACACCAAUCGCGGUUCGGCUGAUAACCAGAUCUCACGACCCCACCAGACUGGGGACCCCCUGACAUGGUGUCUGUGAAGUAUGAUUGGUUAAAUGAGGGUUUGGCCCUACGCGACGGCGGAGCAAGGCAAUGCGACGGUAAUGGGAGACGCGGACUACCCCUCUCGUGAGAACCGAUCGCAAUCUUGUUACCUGCAUUGGCUGCUAGGAAACGUGCCAGACUCAAAUGAUGAGUAUCCGCUUCCUGAUAUAUUUGAGUGUAAACACAUGACCAGAUACCAGGGACCAGCACCAGCCAGAGGAACGGGCCUGCACAGAUACAUCUUUUUGGUCUACAAGCAGAAAGGAAAAGUGAGGUUUAAGGAGCCGGAUUUAUAUCCCGACGACGGUGACGACGACCGGGUUAAUUUCUCGCCGAGAGAUUUUGCUCGAAAGUACCACUUGGGCAAACCAUGGGCGGUGUCCUUUUACUUGGCCGAGUGGGUGCAGCCUCCCCCGUCGACCACUUACGAGCCUUGGGACUUCACACCCGAAACUGAGGGCCCGGGUGUCGGCGACUGGAGUAUAGAGGAACAUGACGAGUAUCUCGAUCAAGAAAGAGAGAAGGAAAGGAAAAAAGAAAUAGAGAGGAAGAAAGAUGGCAAAAACUCAAAAUAGGUUGAUAACAUUUGGACUAUAGCAAAAGUGUUGCAAUAGUAUUUUCCUAAAGGAAAUACACACGCAUUUAAUUUAUUUAUUCACCACUUGAGUAUGAAUACCUUCAUAUUUAUAAUAUCUCAUAAGGCGACUGGGGUAUAAAGGAACAUGACAAUUAUCUCGGUCAAGAAAGAGAGAAAGAAAGAGGGAAAGUAUUAGAGCGGAGAAAGAUGGCAAAAAAUGAAAAAAAGUUGAUAGCAUUUGCACUAGCUCAAUAGUUGCAGUAGUAUUUGCUUAAAGGAAAGACACACGCAUUUAAUGACUUUAUUCGCCGCUUUGGUAUAAAGACCUUAUUCAUAUUUAAAUCAAGAAAUAUGCAAAUUUAUUUCAAAAUAAAAGACUAUUUUUUUUUUCCGAA